This is a messenger RNA of Spea bombifrons (plains spadefoot toad), 1074 nucleotides long. It is a transcript of the gene MRPL51, whose product is annotated as mitochondrial ribosomal protein L51. The record is from RefSeq and is a predicted model, not a curated record. The transcript has 4 exons. Bases 107 to 493 code for a protein of 128 amino acids. Gene Ontology annotation, molecular function: structural constituent of ribosome. NCBI's taxonomy places the organism in Eukaryota, Metazoa, Chordata, Amphibia, Anura, Pelobatidae. Gene Ontology annotation, biological process: translation. Gene Ontology annotation, cellular component: mitochondrial large ribosomal subunit.
UGGCUUUGACAGCGCGUUGGGCGCCGGGAGUAGAGCAUGGCAGCUUGAAGGGGAAUAGGUGAAUGGUGACAGACGGAGAGUGUCCGUGAUACCGCAGCGGCUGGAGAUGUGGGUGCUGACCCGGUUAUUGCGCGGGGGGCGCUCCCUGUGCUCAGACUUGCUGCAAUCCACGCGGCCGUUUUCUCUCGGGCAUCGGGAUCUCGGGAGAAAAAAUUUCCUGCCCCAACCUAAAGACACGGAUCGUUGGGACAACAAGCGGGCUCUUUUUGGGGUCUAUGACAACAUAGGAAUACUGGGGGAAUUUCGAGCCCACCCGCGAGACUUGAUCGUGGGUCCUACCUGGUUAAAGGGCUUUCGUGGGAAUGAACUGCAGAGAUGUAUCCGCAAGCGCCAGGUGGUUGGAUCGAGAAUGUUUUUCCAGGACAGAGAAGACCUCAAGAAGAGAAUCAGCUUCUUGUACAGGAGAUUCAACCGUUAUGGCAAGCACCGAUAAAACCCACGCGACGAUCUAAGGACUCCUAGUGUUCACCUGCAAAUUCCAAUAAUUUAACUCCUUUUGUAUGCACCAAAUAAACAAUUCCAUUGAUCGUGUCUAAAGGGACAGUAUGUCGUUGGCAGCCCACUAUAGAACAAAGCACAUUAAAGUAGUUUGCGAGUAACCUUUAAUAUGUGUUUAUCCAAAAGGAAUAAAAAUAACACAAAAAAGCAGCUCUGCAGGAGCUCCCUGCCCAUGGUCAGUCUGCUCUUGUCACUGAUUGGCUGCUGGAAGCUGUCAAUCAGUGGCAGGUACAUCAGUUUGUAUCCCUUUCCUUGCGUGUAUUGGGGUCUGAACUCAUCUCCUGCAAGGUAUUUAGCUGAGGGUUAUGGAAAGUGUUUAAUGCGGAACGAAAAUUUAAGGGGACCACGCAGCUACGCAAAUGAUGAUGAGUGGGCCCAAGGUAAGGAAAGGGUUAUCUGUGAUGGCGGGUAUCUGUAACCUCAGUCGGGGAACUGUGAGAUUGUGUGCAGUUAUAGGAAUUGUGCUGUUGGCCUUAGGCAAUAAAAGCUUAGUCUAUGCCUUUAAACAUUGAAAAA